UAAUGAGAUAGAUAAUUUUCUAUAAUUUUCACUUUGCUUGCUUCCUACGCCAUAUAAAAGCCCAAAGUUGGAUGAUAUAUAAAGGUCGGAAAGUGAAAUCUAAGGACUUAACAAAACCUUAGUGCAAGUGCGAAGCUUGAUUACCUUCUUGAUUUUGCUAGAAAAUUUCUUGGGUUUGGGGUCCAAAUCAGGUAUGAGAUUCACCUGACAAAGGGCGGUGGAGGAGGAAGAAAGUACCCCCAUGGCCAUGAAGUGAUGACCAGAAGCCAAAAGUCCCCCAUCCCGACUUUCUUUAAUCAAGGUCUGAAUGUGGAUGCACGUGUGUUCCCCCCUUCUCUCACGUGCAUGAGUCAUGCAAUAAAAGUUAGAAGAGAAACAAACCAACUGUGAGAAGUGGGGAAAGAGGUUGAUGAUAAAGAGUAAAAAGAGAGGGACAAUUUCCUAUAUUCGCUGUCAUCGGGACUCAUCAAAAAGAAAUAUAGCAUACUCCCCCAUCUGAUCUCUCUCUCUUUUCAACAAACUUUUUUAAUGCUUCUCUCUUCAUUUUUCUGCAUUACCAAAUUGUUUUACAGUUUUUAAGAAAGGGUUUCUAGUCAUUUGAAAUAGAUUAAAAUAAAAAACCCAGAGUCCAGAAGAGAGAGAGAGAGACAGAGAGAGCUCUGCUCUGAUUCCCUUCUUGUGGAAAUGCUACAUAACCCAGAGCUUGAAUCUCAUUGUCAUUUUGAGAUCAGAGCAAAGCUUACAGACAAGUUCAACAAACAGUCCCCUGCAUUUUACUCAUCAGAGAGAUAUAUCUUCAAGUUUCAGGUGGAAAAAGCACAAACUAGCCAGCUAGCUAACAACACAGGGGGGUUUUGUUUAUGAUUACUAUAUAUAUAUACAAGGUGAGAAUUAUCCAAGAAGAAAAAUCAAAUGGAGUAUAAUUCACCUCGAGUUUCACGUAAAGUACGAGGAGGACCCACAUGGAAGAGCAGGUACGCCGUCGACGAAGGUGGGGAUUUCAUAGAGUGUUCUGGCAAGUAUUGUCGAUCAUGCACCGCUGGAGUGAUUGCUGACUGUGUGGCACUCUGUUGUUGCCCUUGUGCCGUGCUCGAUCUCUUGACGCUCGCAUUGGUUAAAGUCCCAUGGAAAAUGGGGAGGAGGUGUUUGGGUCUGGGGAAGAAGAAGAGAAAGAAGGUGGAAAUGAAGAGAAAAUGUAAGACAAGCUGUUGUUGUUGUAGUACUAGUGGUGGUGGUGAUCAUCAGGUUGGGGAUGGGAAUUUGAGAGAAAGGGUAAGGGUAGAAGAGGGAAUGUGGGAAUUUCCAACAGCAUUUGCAGAAGAGAAAGAAGAAGAAAUAGGGAAUUUGAGUGCAAGGCUUGAAGCUGAGAGAGUUUGGUUAGAGUUGUAUCAGGUUGGUCAUUUGGGUUUUGGGAGGGUUUCUUUCACUGGUAUUUAAUCUGUUUAGGCUUUCUUCAAUACAAAAAUUGUGCAAUUACAUUGUUGUUUGGA
Molecule: messenger RNA, 1490 nt
Organism: Theobroma cacao (cacao)
Lineage: Eukaryota; Viridiplantae; Streptophyta; Magnoliopsida; Malvales; Malvaceae
Source: RefSeq, a predicted model, not a curated record